Rotaria sordida is the source of this 333-nucleotide messenger RNA. NCBI's taxonomy places the organism in Eukaryota, Metazoa, Rotifera, Eurotatoria, Philodinida, Philodinidae. The record is from the annotation of a GenBank genome assembly.
AUGGCUAAAACUUUAACUACACAUAUUCUUGAUUUAUCAUGUGGUCGACCGGCUGCUAAUGUACCAGUUCGAGUUGAAAAUUUUAUAAAUGGAGAAUGGAUAUUAAUGCCAACAACAGCAACAAAAACUAAUGAUGAUGGUCGUGCAUUUGAUUUAGUUCCCAUAGAGAAAUGGCAACCAGGUCGAUGGCGUCUUAUAUUUGAUAUAGAUUCUUAUAUGCCUGAUGGAUUUUUUCCUUCUGUUACUAUUGAAUUUUGUACUAAAGAUACAGCUCAUUAUCAUGUACCACUUUUACUUAAUAAAUUUGGUUAUAGUACCUACCGUGGAUCAUAA